Molecule: messenger RNA, 864 nt
Organism: Procambarus clarkii (red swamp crayfish)
Lineage: Eukaryota; Metazoa; Arthropoda; Malacostraca; Decapoda; Cambaridae
Source: RefSeq, a predicted model, not a curated record
AGAGCCGGACUGGUGGUUGGAUUUACGAGAGCAAAACUGGUCAGUCUUGUGAAGACUGGCCAUGAUGGAGCCGGAGUGGUGGAGACGUCGUUUGGUGAAGGGUCGCCAUGCAGGGCUUGCGUCACCGCGGCCAGGGCUCAGGGCACCGCGGCCAGGGCUCAGGGCACUGCAGUCAGGGCUCAGGGCUCAGGGAACCGCGGCCAGGGCUCCGGGAACCGCGGUCAGGGCUCAGGGCACUGCGGCCAGGCCUCAGGGCACUGCGGCCAGGCCUCAGAGCACUGCGGUCAGGGCUCAGGGAACGCGGCCAGGGCUCAGGGCACUGUGGUCAGGGCUCAGGGCACUGCAGUCAGGGCUCAGGGCACCGUGGCCUGGGCUCAGGGCACCGCAGCCAGGGCUCAGGGCACUGCGGCAAGGCCUCAGGGCACUGCGGCCAGGCCUCAGGGCACUGUGGUCAGGGCUCAGGGCACCGCGGCCAGGGCUCUGCAGUCAGGGCACUGCGGUCAGGGCUCAGGGCACUGCGGUCAGGGCUCAGGACACCGCGGUCAGGGCUCAGGGCACUGCGGCCAGGCCUCAGGGCACCACGGCCAGGGCACUGCGGCCAGGGCUCAGGGCACUGCGGCCAAGGCUCAGGGCACCGCGGUCAGGGCUCAGGGCACCGCGGCCAGGGCUCAGGGCACCGCGGCCAGGGCCCAGGGCACUGCGGCCAAGGCUCAGGGCACCGCGGUGUUCACACUCUCGCAGGUGGUGCUCAUAGCGGUGUCCGUCGCUCUCAUCACAGGUUCUGUAACUCCGCUGCUCAACUGUUGUUUCCAUCCCGAAUCGCCAUGGAUUUUUGUAUCCAAGACGGAUUCUUGCUAUUACUGA